Molecule: messenger RNA, 1117 nt
Organism: Trichomonas vaginalis G3
Lineage: Eukaryota; Parabasalia; Trichomonadida; Trichomonadidae
Product: protein of unknown function, DUF4106 family
Exons: 1
Source: RefSeq, a predicted model, not a curated record
AUGGAAGGCAGUGCCACCAUACCGAAGACAUGUAUACUAACUGCAACUGUUGUGGAAAGUCAAGAAAAAGAGUUACAACAGACCAAAACAGACCUAGUAAAUGCUUUCUUAAGAACGAAAAGUCAGGUAGGACAUUAUGCUGCAGAUGGAACAUAUGUGCCAGCUGGUGGAACUUAUAUACCACCAAACCCUCCAAGAGAAGCACCUGCACCAGGACUACCUAAAACAUUUACAUCGUCACAUGGACACAGACACAGGCAUGCACCAAAACCAACACAACAACCAACAGUUCAAAAUCCAGCACCACAACAACAACCAAAACCAACAGUUCAAAACCCUGCACAACAACCAACAGUUCAAAACCCUGCACAACAACCAACAGUUCAAAAUCCAGCACCACAACCAAAACCAGCACAACAACCAACAGUUCAAAACCCUGCAAAACAACAACCACAAACAGAGCAAGGACAUAAAAGAAGUAGAGAAAAAGGAAACCAAGAAUUCUUAAAAAUGCUUAAGGAAGAUUAUGGUUACCCAGAUACUCUUGACUUUAGUGACAGAUAUAAAGAAGCUAUUAGAAAGUUCAAGGAAGGAAAUACUGACCCGAACCUAUUUAGCUUUAUGGUUCAGCAUCAAAUCGGAUAUAAUCUCAAACCUGGAAAAUACAAGCUCGCUAAGGGAUAUGAUUUAAUAGCAUAUCAUCCAAAUGACAUGAAUGAAUUUACUCCGAGAUAUUUGAUGUCAGAGCUAAAUGAUAAUUCAACUCUCUUCAUGAAACGCGUAAAAAAUAGAGACGGAACGAAAGAAGAAAGGUUUAUGAGUCCGGAUGACUUAGAUAGGGAACUUGUUAAAAACGGUCUCGGAAUAUAUGAAAUGCCACCAGAUGAGGUACAAGAAACUCAACAGGAAGAAGUUCAGAUACAACCAGACAUGGAAGAAAUAGUUCAGCAACAACAGCUAGAAGAGCCUGAAGGAAACAAACAAGUCCCUCUUUUGGAAACUAACUUCACAGAACUAGAUGAAGAUUUGGAACAGCCGAAAAAUCUUGACCCUCAACAAGUGUAUGCGGAGAAUAUGGAAUCUUUCCAAGAGUCUAAGAAAAAUUCGGCUGACAUAG